UAUGGGCCCAAAGCAACAAAAAUUAAGGUUGACAAAAGGUGAAGGUGGCAAAGUGAAUGUAGAAAAUAUCAUUUUUGACCAAGAGAAGGCUAGGAAAGAUCUUGCAUUGAUGAUAUGUGAACAUGAGUACCCUUUAUCUAUUGUAGAUCAUAGUGGGUUUCACAGAUUUUGUUCUUCUUUGCAGCCAUUGUUUAAGAUGGUGUGCAGAAAUACUAUUAGGAAUGAUAUUGUGGCUAUGCAUUCUGCUCAAAGGGAGAAGAUGGUGAAUUUCUUUGCAACUUUCAAACACCGAGUGGCUAUCACUACAGAUUUGUGGACAUCAGGCUAUCAAAAGAGAGGUUACAUGGCUGUUACUCCACACUAUAUAGAUGAUUCUUGGAACCUCAAGAGCUUUCUUAUGAGGUUUGCUUAUGUGCCAUGUCCACAUUCAGCUGAAGUUAUAUGUGAAGCCUUGUAUGAAUGUCUCGUUGAGUGGCACCUUGAGAGGAAGAUCUCCACCAUCACUUUGGACAACUGCACAUCAAAUGACAAGGCUAUGGAUAUAUUUCAACCCACGCAUAUGGACAUGUGGAAGUUGCUCGGAAAGUUCCGCACUGAGGUCAUUGACUCCUCUUCCGACGAUGAGUUCGAGCAGACGAUGCAAAACAAGGCUUCUGUUGCGGCCUCCAUCCUCCACGAGCACAAUGGCAGCCAGACACCCGUGCAUCGGGGCUCUGUGAAGGGCCGCUCAAAAAACCUGUCACGCCGCAGAGUGGAAGGCCACCUUUGA
This is a messenger RNA of Lolium rigidum, 769 nucleotides long. RefSeq names its product zinc finger BED domain-containing protein RICESLEEPER 2-like. The coding region runs from base 2 to 769 and encodes 255 amino acids. NCBI's taxonomy places the organism in Eukaryota, Viridiplantae, Streptophyta, Magnoliopsida, Poales, Poaceae. The record is from RefSeq and is a predicted model, not a curated record. The transcript has 3 exons.